GACCAGGCAGCAAACAAAACACUGGCUGAGGCUGUCGCUGCCUCCGGCAGCACUCUACUCUGCACAGCACUAAACCAGCCACAGCAGCAGAACCAUCUGAGAACUCUCCCAGGAGAGAGGGAGCGAGAGAGGCAGAGAGAAAUGAGUCGAGGAUAAGAUCCAUAAUCCAUGCUGCGACUGCUGCAAAUCUGACAUUGGAAGGAAGAUUGGGGUUGCUUAGCUUUUUUUGUGUUAUAUCUAAAAUUGGGAAAGGAGAGAGAGCAAUUGCGAUAUGGGGUGAGAGAUGGAGAGAAAAAAUUAAGCGAGGUAGUUGAAGAUCAUUUUAAAGGUGGUAGGAGACUGUCAGGAAAGGUUGCCGGUGCUUAUAUAUGGGUGUGUGUGUGCGCCAAAUGAGAGAGAAUCCACCCGUUACCAGGCAGGGCCGGCCCUCAUCCCACCAGGUGGGAUGCAGUGGGAGCGCCUCAGCCACAGACGUGAGGGCAAGAAAUGACACACACGCAGGCACACACACACGCUCAAAACAGAGACGGAUGCGGAGUACAACGACCUUGCGAGCCACAUGCCACCCUGAGACAACCAUAACAAAAGCAACGCACAGCAAACUGCAGCAGCUCCACCAGCCCAUCCCUUGACAACCCAUGGCUCCAGCUCCCUGCGUGCGCCAGGCUUGACUCCCUGUUGGUUCCGGCUCGCCAUUUUUUGGUCAGGCGCUUAAUGUUUAACCUAUUCUUCAGCGAAAGGACCCCGGGCUCAACUGCAAUUAAGUACAGCAUAACCCUGGUCUUUUGCUGCCGGUGGUUGCGUGGUGUCCGUCCAGUGCUGGACUAUUAUGCUCCAGCUGGAAGGCGCAAAGUGCAGUUUCCUGUUCUGCCUGGGAAUAUGCAUGCUCAUCUGUUCGGUCAUCUACCUGAGGGCCAUGGCUGGCACAGAUCCCCAGGGUCAGAGUGGGCCCCUGGGCUGCAGGCCAUUCUCUAAGUACUGCCAAGCUUUCCUCCCCAGCACCAAGGGCUCGCCAGCAUGGCAACGCCGUGACUGCCAGGUGGAGAGAUAUCUUCUGGGUAUGGGAAGUCGAGGUGGGGACCAGCACUGCUCCCGCCUGGUGAGGGAGCUUCACUUCAUCACCAGCCCGCUGAGCCGGGAGGAGGAAGACUACCCUCUGGCCUUCAUCCUCACUGUCCACAAGGAGCUGGAGCUGUUGGUGCGCCUGCUGCGGGCCAUCUACACGCCGCAGAAUGUCUACUGUGUCCACGUGGACGCCAAGGCUCCGCGGGAGUACAGGGAAGCCGUGGAGAGCCUUGUGGGCUGCUUCCCCAAUGUGUUCCUGGCCAGCCACAGCGAGAUGGUGACCUACGCCGGCUUCUCACGGCUGCAGGCCGACAUCAACUGCAUGAGGGACCUGGCGGCGUCGCCGGUGCCCUGGAGGAAGGUGCUCAACCUUUGCGGCCAGGACUUUCCUGUAAAGAGCAACAUGGAGCUGGUGCGCUACAUGCAGAGCAAGGAGUGGAGGGACAGGAACAUGACCCCGGGCAUCAAGCAGCCUGCAGCUAUGAGGCACCGGACUCAGCUGCAGUACAGGGAGGUCAGGGGCUCCCACGUGGCCCCCAAGCGCGGAGGCCUGAAGAAAGGUGCUCCGCCCCACAGGCUACAGAUUUACUUUGGCACAGCCUACUACGCACUAACCAAGACCUUUGUGGAGUUUGUACUGAGGAGUCACGUGUCCAGAGACCUGCUAGAGUGGUCCAAAGACACAUUCAGCCCAGAUGAGCACUACUGGGUGACGCUCAAUCACAUUAAAGAAGCGCCAGGAAGUCAUGUAGGAGGCGGCUGGGGCGGCAAGAUCCGGACAAUCAAAUGGAGGGACCAAGAGGGGACUGUACACAAUGGAUGCAAAGGCCGCUAUGUUAGGGACAUCUGCAUCUAUGGUCUGGAGGAUUUGCAGUGGAUCAUCGACAGAAACAGCAUGUUUGCCAACAAGUUCGAGAGCAAGUCCUUCCCAGAAGCUUUGGACUGCCUGGAGCAGUGGCACAGAGACAAGGUCCUGCAGCAAGCCAUGGUUCCCAUCCAGUCAUGGUGGCAACUUGCCACCCAAGGCAAUGCCACCUCUCUUUUCAAUGCCACGGUAGGACUUUGAUGAGGUUGUAGGGUUCUUCCUGACCAAAAUGGAUGUAGUUCUUCAAUACUUGUUGGUUAUUGUAUCACUUCAGAGGGCUGUACUAAAGUGUGCUGCUAGGGCCUUUUUGCAUUUCUGUUGGUGCGUUUUGCUCAAAUCUUGAGAAAGUCACUGCAUGGACACGCAAUCAAAAGCUAAACGACAAUUAUCUGACAUUGUUCUCCAUUCGUAGGAAACUGUUUGCAAGGUGAGCAGGGAAGACUUGUUAUUAACAUCUCAGUUGUCCUGAAACGCUUUGUGGUAAAUUUAGGCUCUGUGUAUCACUAAGAGGCACAGUGGCUGAAAGGAUGACGCAACCAUAAUCACUAAGGAAUUCACAAGUCUCCCCCCACGUCAAACAAGGACCUUUACUGACCUGUGGUGCACUUUGACAACAGAACCACAUACAGUGUGGGAAAAAAGUAUUUGAUCCCCUGCUGAUUUUGUACGUUUGCCCACUGACAAAGAAAUGAUCAGUCUAUAAUUUUAAUGGUAGGUUUAUUUGAACAGUGAGACAGAAAUAACAACAAUAAAAAAUCCAGAAAAACGCAUGUCAAAAAUGUUAUAAAUUGAUUUGCAUUUUAAAUGAGUGAAAUAAGUAUAUGACUCCCUCUCAAUAAGAAAGAUUUCUGGCUCCCAGGUGUCAUUUAUACAGGUUACGAGCUGAGAUUAGGAGCACAUUCUUAAAGGGAGUUCUCCUAAUCAAUCCGAUUCCAAACCCUCCACCAUGGCCAAGACCAAAGAGCUCUCCAAGGAUGUCAGGGACAAGAUUGUAGACCUACACAAGGCUGGAAUGGGCUACAAGACCAUCACCAAGCAGCUUGGUGAGGUGACAACAGUUGGUGUGAUUAUUCGCAAAUGGAAGAAACACAAAAGACCUCCCUCGGCCUGGGGCUCCAUGCAAGAUCUCACCUCGUGGAGUUGCAAUGAUCAUGAGAACAG
Molecule: messenger RNA, 3091 nt
Organism: Salmo salar (Atlantic salmon)
Lineage: Eukaryota; Metazoa; Chordata; Actinopteri; Salmoniformes; Salmonidae
Product: putative beta-1,3-galactosyl-O-glycosyl-glycoprotein beta-1,6-N-acetylglucosaminyltransferase 7
Cellular component (GO): membrane
Molecular function (GO): acetylglucosaminyltransferase activity
Source: RefSeq, a predicted model, not a curated record